ACAUGGUGCAGAGUCCAGUGCUGACUGCCCCCACCCCUCCCCCACCUCCACCCCUGCCACCCGGCUCCACUGUGACUUCUGCGACUGCCACCCCAGCCAUCACCCCCACCACUCCAGUCGGCCAUCCUCCUCCUCCACCUCCUCCUCCACUCCCUCCCACUCUGACUCCAAACGGAACACCCCCUCCACCACCAGGUCCAGCUCUUCCACCCGGAGCACCACCACCACCUCCGGCACCCCCUCUUCCUGCUGGACUGUUCUCUCCUACAGAGGACCGCCCCUUCUCAGGCCUGGCUGCCGCCCUCGCUGGAGCCAAGCUGCGCAAAGUGCCAAGGAGUGACGAUGCAGGAGCAGCUCUGGCUGCAGCCAUAUCAGGGACUGCAGGGGCCAAAUCAGAGAGCAGAGGGAAUGGGCCCUUGCCUGGAGGAGGAGGGCUUAUGGAGGAGAUGAGCGCCUUACUGGCCAGGAGGAGAAGAAUCGCCGAGAAGGGCUCCUCACCUGAACCUGACCAGAGAUCAGAAGAAGGUGAAAUAAACACAACCCCUAAAGUGUCAGCUUGUAGCACCCCAGACAUGCCCAGGAAGCCAUGGGAAAGAACAAACACCAUGAAUGGUAGCAAAUCUCCAGUAAUCGGGAGGACAUUCUGGAUGAGAUGAGGAAGGAGCUGUCCAAACUAAAAGAAGAGCUUAUUGAUG
Messenger RNA from Austrofundulus limnaeus, 695 nucleotides. It is a transcript of the gene enah, whose product is annotated as ENAH actin regulator. The record is from RefSeq and is a predicted model, not a curated record. Gene Ontology annotation, molecular function: SH3 domain binding; profilin binding. Gene Ontology annotation, biological process: axon guidance; actin polymerization-dependent cell motility; actin polymerization or depolymerization. NCBI's taxonomy places the organism in Eukaryota, Metazoa, Chordata, Actinopteri, Cyprinodontiformes, Rivulidae.